UAUAGCAGCCUUCUACAACACAGAGCACGUGAAGAUGGAGUACAGCACAGCAGCUCGUUUCCACGAUUCUGUAACACAGUUUAAAGUCUACGAAGAUUACCUUGACUCCAAAGUCACGCCGAUGGAUUUAUUUUACUUAAAAAGCAGGGAAUUGGCCCGUAAGCUGGUGGAACACGGCCACAAGGGCACAGUCCUGAGCAGGAAGGAAUUUGAGGAGAAGAAAGCAGCUGCACAGGCUGCAGAGGCUGCGAAGAGCAACAGUUUCUAUAGCAGGAGUCGGCCAAUGACACUGGCAAGUGCAGGAAAAGAACUCAAAGAUAACUUCCUGAAAGCCCUGGCAGAGCGAGAGGAGGCCAACCGCAGUGGGAAAAUGACUUCGGUCAUUUUCAUAAGGGAUCAUAAUACUCUUGGACAGGAAGUAUCUGGCUAUAUAGACUACGCCCACAGACUCAAGACCCAAGAUUUUGAACCCUAUUUCAGCGGAAAGAAGAGGCUCAUGCCAGGGCGCUCAGAUUUAUGCUACUACAACUGGAAGACACAGGUGUCCACGUCCAACUCGAGCCCUAACUUUGAGGUGAUUUAUGACGACCCUAACGGCCUUCUCUUUAAGAACAAGAGGGACAAAAAGAUCUUGAAUGUGGACCCCUUGUCUGGUCCUGGUGAGGACUCCAACAGGACAUUUCUACAAUCGGAUCUCUACAUCCAUGUCGUCGUCUAUGACCACAACAUCAGGACAGUCUAAGCUUCAGAGGCUGCUGCCGACACAUUCAUACAUAUGGCACAUAUUGGAGAGCACUGGAAGCCUCUAAUUUGACCGAGUUGCUGUACAGUAGUUGCACCAUCAUUUACAAACUGUUGCCCUCAUAUCAUGCAUGCCAUCUGGGUGGAGGUGCUGCAGUGGAAAAAAUGACUUUAAACUGAGGAUUCCCAGAGGUAAGAAGUGGAUGGACCAGUGUGACAACUUGGAAGUUUCCUUGCAAAUAACCUGAGAUUUGAUGUGUUACUUCAGAUUUUGGGACAUUUCCCACCUAUGAAGUUAUACGUAACAUAGUUUUACCUUUAAGUUCUUUGGCCUUUUUUAUUCCAUUUAGUAAAUACCCAGUUUGAGUUUUUUUUGGCAUUCCCUGAAGGAAUGGAACCUGCUCGGGGACCCUGGGCUCGUCCCAUCGUUUGGCCUGGCAUGUUUUGGGCUGUUUGUCUAAACAAAUUAAAGGCGUAAGAGCUUUGAAAGAUGAUGGGGGUUGCUUUUAUGUCCUCCCCUAGGCUGCGGUAGCUCCAAUUGGACUGGAAGAAUGGUUAAUGGGCUUAAAGCAUUCCGCAUGUUCCCAGAUGCAAGGCACACUUUACAGGACAUCAAAGUGCUCUGUUAUUUACAUAUUAGUCAUUCACUAUGGUAUUUUUUUUUAAUGGAAGACAACUUUACAAAUAACCUGCUUUGGAAAUGAUUUAGGAAGUACAGAAGACUUGUAGCAACUUCUUCCCUUUUUAAUUUCUGGAUUUACACUUUUUUUGCAUUUGUUAUUGAAACAUAUGGUAAAAUUAAGCCCCACCACAAGUAACAUUAUCUAUGUCUAUAAGCUGUGAACAACAAAUUACAGGGUCUUUGUUGUUAAAUAAAUUUUCUGUAGACUCUGCAGACACCUAUUUGGGGGGAAACACUUAUACCAUUUAGUCAAAAGGAAACAUCCUGCACAUGUACCAGCUUUGUGGAGGCGUUAAUGUACAGUCUAACCAUCGAGCAUAGUAUCCGCUUUUAUACUUGCAUCAACUCUUCACUCAGCAAUGCACUUUUCCCCCCAUUCUUUGAAUUACUUCUCGAAACCCUGUUGCUUUUGCUUUCUAAGAGUUAGAUGAGAGGAAAGCUCUCUCAUAUCAGUGGUGAAUAUGAAAGUACAGCCAGAAGCCACUUAGCUUAGCAUAAAGACUAGAAACAGGGGGAAACAGCUAGCUUCUCCAAAGGUAACAAAAUCCGCUCACCAGCACCUCUCAAGCUUCACAAUUAACAUGUUAUAUCUGGUUUGUUUAAUCCGGACAAAAACCAGAGUUGUGGUUUCAAAGGAAGUUGUGCCGGACUAUUUCUUGGACUCCAUGGAUUCUUUGUCAUGGCUCCCAGCCAAGAAAUAGUAUGAUUCCUUUCUACCUUUAGACAGAGCCAGGCUUGCUUCCUGUCUUCCUAUUACGCUAAGAUAACUGUCUCCUGGCUGUAGCUUAAUGUAAUGUAUAGACAGUAAAGUGCGGUAUUAGGUUUUUUUCAUCUAACUCUCUGCAAGAAAGCAACAUGUUGAUUCCUUUAAACUGACAUAGAAGCAGCCAUACUUAAUGUGCCAUUGUACUACUUUCCCCUGCAUCAAUUAAACUGAAAUUUAUUUCUGAAAGUUACGAGAUUUAAUCAAAUUAGUUCAUUCUAACACCCAAUUACCACGGCAGCCUUCCACUGGCUGAAUUAGCCUCAUUGAAACAAUAUGUGUGGUGACAUGUGGAUGUGGGUUCUGGUUCUGUAAAAGCAGGGAUUCAGGGAAUGGGGGUCUGGUUUUGGGUUUUCUUAGUCAGUGUUUUUUUUUUAAUUUUUAUAAAGAAGAUGUGAGUUCUGGGCCUGUUUUGGGGUGAUGAUGAACAGACUUUGUAAAAGUCUUCAGGACUUUUACAAAAAAACUGUGUGAUUAACUGGGUCGAGAGGAGGUUGUGUUUCAUUUAUGUUCUCUUCAUCUUCACAAUGUGUUUUUGUUGUAGUAUGUCUUUAAAUAUAUGUUUUGAGUUUUGGCUGUUGCUUCAACAAAACUAACUGGACUUUCAAUUCAAAUUUGGCAGAAGAAUUGUGUUGGGAGUGUCAUUUCCUCUUUGACCAGAUUUAACCUCGAGGCGAGGGCUGUCCACCUGCCUCACUAUCUGCCCUGCUUGGUGUUUAAGUGUUGGGAGUAAAAACUCAAACUGUCCGGGUGGCAAAUGAACAUUUCACCCUCAUCUACAGCUGUUUAGGUUUACAGGCCGCAGCUCAUUCAUGUGGCACGGUGAUGGUGAUGAAACAGCCCGCUCUGCUCUCCCUCCCUGAAAGUGGCAUCAGUCGCUCCAAACACCUACCAAUCAAAACAGCAGAUGUGAAAACUUAAAAUGUCGGUGGAUUGACAAACAAGCAAGAAUCACUAGUGAAAUGCUACUUUUUUUAUGUGACAUACAGUACCUCUGUGGAAGACCAAACCUCAAAACAACAAGUUGCUGGAACUCACCCAGACAGAUCAUGUGUCUGUAAAUAGUAACGAUCUACAAUAUAAAAGUCUUUAAAUGGU
Molecule: messenger RNA, 3284 nt
Organism: Perca fluviatilis (European perch)
Lineage: Eukaryota; Metazoa; Chordata; Actinopteri; Perciformes; Percidae
Gene: cfap299
Product: cilia and flagella associated protein 299
Exons: 6
Coding region: 35-742 (235 amino acids)
Source: RefSeq, a predicted model, not a curated record